GCGCGCUAGCGCUCGCUCAGUAUAAUCCUUGUAUGUCUACUUAUUGUGUAUGUGUGUGUGUGUGUUCGCGCGCAUGAAGUUAGCGCAGAUCAAACUGACUGUGCGCACUCGACUCAGAUCCAUGAAGCAAUGCGCGUCACAAACAUGAAAGCAAAGGGCUGAUGAGCUGUCGAUACAUGGUGUUAUCCACCGACUAGCAAUUAUCAGAGAAAAAUUAGUUGCUGGAAAUAGGCCAACCUAAUCUUUAUCUUGUUAUUCCUUUUUUUUACAUUUUAAAAAACUUUGUAACUUAUAUGAGUUAUAUAAAACAAAUAAUGAAUGCAAAUAUUUGUGCAAUGGAAAGAAUAUUUACAUUCGAUGAAAGAUUAAAAGUUCCAUUCAACUCGGCUAACGCCUCGUUGAAUGGAACUUUACAUCUUUCAUCUCAUGAAAAUAUUCUUCCCAUUGCACGCAUACACAUUCAUUAUUUGUAUACUAUGAUAUGUUGUAGUAUCUAUUGUGCAGUGUAAUUAAUUGUUAAUUUCAACUGGCAUUCUCUUUUGACAAAUCAUUUUCUGUUUUAUCAAAAAUAUAAUUUCUGAGUUUCCUUUUUUCAUGGGAGCACACUACAUGUAAAUCUACACUGUACUUUAAAGAGAAAUUCCAGUAGUUACAGUAAACACUGAUUUCAUGAGAAAGUCUGUAAAACAAGGCUUAAUUGUCAGUAUAUCAUCGAGGAUCUAGAUCUGGUACAGUUACAUAAACUGAACUUCGUGAAAUCUUGAAAUCUACGCUGAAAAAUGUUCAGACUGAAGAUCCCCAACACAGAUAAGCGCACGUGGGACAGUGUAUAAUUAUUGCUUUGCAUGUCGGGCCCGACGCUCUACCCGAAUCCUGUGCUUAUUUGCUGAUUUCUCAGCAAUUACACAAUUUCUUCCAGAAUCCUUUGGCACAUACGUUUUAUUUAUACAAACAGACACCUUAUUUUUUGGUGGUCAUUUCAUUGGAUUCUGUACGAACUCAUUUUGAUAUCGUUACCAAAACUAGCAUUUACCUUUAAUACUUGUACAUGUUUAUAAUUACAGUUAUAACUGAAUUGCUAUGUUUGAGUUGAUUUUUAACCUUUAUGAUCAAUGCAGAUCAUGAAUUGUGUCUGGUUAAUUUUUCACCCUUCAAAUAGAAAAGGGGAAAGAGAAAAAAGAAUUAACAGGGAGAGUGAUCAUGAAUAUUAAUGUAUCAUAAAUUAAUAAUGAUUCACAAUCAUAUUUUAUAUACUAUUCAACAGAAAGUGCAUAUCAAUAAUUCAUUUGUUAUUUUUCAUUUCUUCUCUUUUCUUCAGACUGCUCAAAAUCGUUUAUUGAUCAAGGGAGGCAAGGUUGUGAAUAGCGAUCAAUCGUUCUACGCUGACGUUUACACCGAAGAUGGCAUUAUUCGGCAAGUUGGCAAGGACCUCAUCACACCAGGAGGUGCCAAGGUAUUGGAUGCCAAGGGCAAGCUUAUUAUACCUGGUGGUAUUGACACACACACCCACAUGCAGCUUCCAUUCAUGGGAACCUGUGCCAUAGAUGACUUCUACCAAGGCACCAAGGCUGCUCUCGCUGGCGGAACUACCAUGAUCAUUGACCACUGCCUACCAAUUAAAGGCCAGUCUCUCGUUGAGGCCUAUGACCAAUGGCGUGCCUGGGCUGACCCCAAGGUCUGCUGUGACUACUCCCUUCACGUUGGUAUCACCUGGUGGAGCGAUAGCGUCAAGAAGGAACUGAGCGUCAUUGCUGAAGAGAAAGGAAUAAACUCUUUCAAAAUGUUCAUGGCCUACAAAGAUGUCUUCAUGCUUCACGACUUUGAGCUUUACAGAGCAUUUGCUGCACUGAAAGAACUUGGUGCUCUCCCAUUGGUGCAUGCAGAGAAUGGUGACAUCAUCGCUGAGAACACAAAGAAGCUUCUGGAUCUUGGCAUCAGUGGACCUGAAGGUCACCUUCAAAGCAGACCGGAGGAUGUUGAAGCAGAAGCAGUGAACAGAGCGAUCUGCAUUGCAAACCAAGUCAAUUCACCCGUCUAUGUUGUGCACGUCAUGAGCAAAAGCGCUGCUGAUGAGAUCUCUAAAGCAAGGAGAGAGGGUAAGGUAGUCUUUGGUGAGCCUAUCGCAGCUUGCCUCGGAACCGACGGAACCAGCUACUUCCAUCACGAUUGGCUCCACGCCGCGGCUCAUGUUAUGGGGCCCCCUCUACGGCCAGACCCCACCACACCAGGCUAUCUUAUGGACCUACUAGCUAACAACGAUCUUCAGUUGACUGGAACCGAUAACUGUACUUUCAAGUCAGACCAGAAGGCGCUAGGGAAGGACGACUUCACCAAGAUUCCAAACGGAGUCAACGGCGUCGAAGACAGGAUGUCCGUCAUCUGGGAAAAGGGUGUGGAAACUGGCAAACUUGAUGAGUGUCGCUUUGUCGCUGUAACAAGUACCAAUGCUGCCAAAAUCUUCAACAUGUACCCAAGAAAGGGUGUUAUCCAAGUUGGUUCUGAUGCUGAUCUAGUCAUCUGGGAUCCCAUCGCUACCAGGGUCAUCUCCAAGGAUACGCAUCACCAGGCUGUGGACUUUAAUAUCUUCGAGGGUAUGGAGUGCCACGGUGUUCCUCUGACAGUUAUCAGCCAAGGAAGGGUAGUCUUUGAAGAUGGAGAGCUCCAUGUAUCCCAAGGAGCAGGGAGAUUCAUCCCUCGUCCUCUUCAUGCACCAGAAGCCUACGCAAGGAUUAGCCAAAGAGAAAAGAUCAACGCCCCCAGGCGCGUCGACCGCGACGGCUACGAAGGUCCCAUCCACAAGCCUUCAGGUCUACCGGUCCAGAAUAACUACCGCAAGACGGCUCCCAACGCACAGCCAUCGGAAGACGUUGCCCCUCAACUGAACAAGCAUGGGCAGCGUGACCUCCAUAGGUCAGGCUUCUCUCUAUCAGGUCGCCAAGUCGAUGACCACAAGGACAAGAGGAGCGGCCAAAGGAUUAUGGCGCCCCCUGGAGGCACGUCAAGCAUCUCUUUCAAUUAGAUCCCCUACUGGUUUCACCAAACCACACCCUGGUCUCUUAAGGACCACACCCUCCACGCAUAGAUUGUAGCCCCCAAAAAAUCAGUAUGUUUUAACUGUUAUUACAAAUUUGUUAUUAUACAUGUAACAAGUUUCAUGAAAUAGGCCCCUAGUCUUUAUAAAAGCUUGUGUAAAUAAAAGAGGGAGGGAAAUGCUAAUGGGUUUUAAUUUUUUUUUUUGCACUGCCAAGAAGGAUAAGAAGAUAUUGUGUGGAAAAGUGGAUGUCAAAAAUAUAAUAUUAUGUAAAUGUUUAAGUGGUAUAUGGAAAGGCUGGGCCAAAUGGGACAAUGUUUUGUCUUGAGAGUUGGUUAUGAGGCAAUGGAAAGGCUAUUCAGUAUUUGUCAACUGCCCAUACUAUUGAAUGAGGGCAUUUCUGCUCCGAUGCGGGGCGCGAGAAUGUUUUGCUAAGGGCGUUCUUGCACCGACACAAAAAUUUAAUGAACUGUAGUAUAUUUGAGGCAAAGAACGCAAAGUUAAGUUGAAUUUUGUUUCUUCUUUUGAGGAAAAGACGACAGAGUGCUAUCUAUCUGCAGUGCUUUCAUCUCUCCUCUUCAUAUUCAUUCCAUUUAUUUUUCAUUUUUUAGAGAAAUCGAAAUGUUGAGUCUUUAAAAACAGGGCCUUUCCAAAUGAUUGAUAGGAAAUCAAAGUGCAACAGGGGCGUUGUAAAGCUUAUAAGUGUUUUUUUCUAUCUGGGAGGCUUGAGGUUCAUUCUAACUUGAUUUCUGGUGUUCUUUAGUGAGAAACUUGUCUGCAUCCGUAAAAAUUGGGAGUGGCAAAUUGGCAACAAUAUGUAAUGCUCCCCAGGGAGUGGAGAAUUUGCGUAUAUUGUGUGCAAGUAAGGCAAAAUUUGUUGUCCAUAGCAGUAUAAGCAUUUGACAUAAUGUGAAUUUAUGAAAUCAAAUAAGUAUGAAAUUAUGAUAGCAAUCUGAGUGAAUUCUCUUUCAAAUGUCACCACAUUUGAAUUUUGAUAGACCUGGUAUAAAUACAAACAAGCAAAAAAUAUCAUGUUUACAUACUGAUAUUAUUAUCAUGCAUUUGAUAUUUCAAUAUUUGAUCGGAAUACUAUUGAAGUGUAAUCAUGAAUGUAAAAUCCAAUGUUUUCAACAAUCAUGCUACUAUUCCAACAGGGGAAAAAAAUCUAGGCAAAGAAAAUAUUCUGUCUUGCCUAAAGUUACACAUCAUCCUAAAUGUAUACGCCCAGUAUUUACCUUAAAUUAUGUUAUAAACCCAAGGAGCUUGUCCUUAUAGGGCAAAGGAAUUUUCAUAAACUUGCCAUAUAGCAUUGUGUAGCUUUCCCUGAAAUUUGGCACAUAGGUUUAAAGUGAGAGUUUUCUUACGCCUGGGGAUAUGGUAUCAUUUAUGAAUGUUCAGGUAGGUGUAAUUGUGUAAUUGCUACUUAAACAAAAUAUAGAUAAUCAUGUAUACAUUGUAGAAUGAAAAUUAAGCAUUAUAAACACAUAUGGUGCAUUUAUGGGGGGACAGUUGUUUGUUGUUGUUUCAUUUGUACUUAAAACUUAUAGUGUUUUAUUCGAUCGUGUCUGAGUUUCAGCUAUCAUAGAUUUACGUCUGAUUACUUUUCUUUCAAAUUACAAAGAUUUUUAUUUCCUGUGCAUGUUGAUUGAAUUGAAAUAGGUCUUUAUUUGGUUUGUAGAUAAUUUUACAUCAAAUGGUUAAUGUAUUAUAUAAGAAAGGAUUGUUUUAUGUUUAUCAUUUCUCUUUUUAUAAAUGGUUUACAGUACAUAGAUAGUACUAAAAGAUCAGUGUUUCAGUAGAUAGAUCAUUUUUUAUACCGAAAACUGAAAAAGUAUUUGGCGAAAUUCUAAGUCGUGUUCCAUCAAUGCAAAUUCUUCCCAUUGUUUAGUGUUUGAAAGAAUUUUCUUUUAUGCACGUGUGGCUGUUUAGUGAUAAUGGAAAGUAGAUGCCCUAUGGCAGUGAAGUGCGCCAUCUACAGCCAAGCCUGGCACAUGCAGAUUGAGGCUUGUGUAGGCCCUGUUCGCAUGGAAAAUUUAAGACAUGAAGCUUUCAUGUAUCUCUUAUGACGGCCUUUUUCAUGAUAAGGAAGACGCUAAUUGCACGAAUGCGGUGCGAUUGCGAACUUUUCUUGCACCAAAAUACCUGAAUGCAUACUACGCAUGAAAGCUUGAUGUAUAUCAAGUUUUCUGUGCUCGCAUUGGUUUUGUGUGUUGCAUACAUGUCAAUGAAUCCAAGGGCCCAUUUCAUAAAGACUUUUCAUAAUAACAAAUGCACAAUUUCUAUAACAAAUUGACUAUCAGCCAAUCAAAUUGAAUGAUUUCAGUAGCUUUUAACUGUUUAAUAUUGCAAAUUUGUUAUUCUAACAAAUUUAAUGGAACAGGCCCCCAACUGCAGGGGUCCUCUAUUCGUAUGCACUACAAAUAUACUGCAGUGAAAUACAAUAGCCUUUUCAUAUUAAAGCAAUUCAUGAGGGCUGGCUGAUAAAACCUUGUAUCUCAAGAUUUGACAUUUUGAGGGCGGCUUAGAAAAGGCAGUGUUUUAAAAAUAUAGCAAUGGUGGCAGUCUCAUAUUGUCUGAAAACAGUCUUCUGAUGCCUAGAAGAACUUGUUCGAGGCAAAAGAAGGUUGCUACCCAUGUUACCACUCUAAAAUCUAGCUCAUUCUGAGCCGUUAUCAAAAUAUUUAAGUUUUGAGCUACAAGUUUUUAUCAGGCCAGCCACUUAUUGCCAGUUCCUGGAAAGCAGUGAUGUUAAGAUUUGUGCCAAAGAGGUAUAUACAUAGGUCAUCAUGUUCAUAUGCAUUAUUCACUCAUAACUUUUGUGUGAUCACUCCCUUUCGCGCAACUCUCCUACAAAAUGUAUUCAAGUUGGUGUCUGUGCAGAAACUAAACACUUUUACUGUAUAAAAAAAUAACAAGCAUUGUGCAAAAUGACUGACGGCAGUGCAUAGUUCCUGAAAAAAAGUCUCUGCUCUGUAUGCAAAGCUACAAUGUAUGAUAGAAUAAUCUCUGUAUGCACUUGUUUUAAAUGUUUGCAAAAUCACUGGAACGGAAAAUGAAACUAUCUAUCAUAGAAAUUGAUGUUGUAUAUAGAUUAAUAUGCCUUGUCGAUAAUACUUAAAUUUCUCUUUGUAUCCUUCUCACUUUCUGUCUGAAAACUACUUAUUUUUUUUAAUCACUCUUUCUCUAUACCUCUUUCUUGUCUGGCGCCCUCUUUGUCACUGUAAAUAAUCAGGUAGAUGUGUCCUUUGCGCAAAGUUUUAGUGAAACGUAGUCGUUACUGCCGGAAAAUAUCUUGUGAAAUUACAAUUUCUCAAUGGAAAUUGACGAGUGUAAUCAUUUCUCUUAAUUUUCACUUGAUGAGCUGCUCAUGCAACUUUCAUUCACUGGCCAGUAGUAAUAGCCACUUUUGAAAGUUCUGACUUAUUUUUACUACAAAAGGACAAUUAAUGUCCAUUUUCAGUAUAAAAGUUAGCUUUUUAAAUUUUCUUGUUUAUUAAUAAAAUGUUAUUUUUUGUGGCUGAAAUCAUGUAGGAAUAAUUAUUCAUAAAUCAUGGUUCUUAUGAAUUACAAUUGCUACUUAUUUUGACUUAUGAAGUACAUGUAUAUUUUAUAGGCAAAAAAAUAAUUAUGUGGUGUUACUGUAUGCUAGUCCAUUCUAUAACUGCAUGCCUGCUGCUAUAUUGUAUUUAACUUGAGUGUAUGAAAGGAGUAUGUUAUUUAUACAUGAAAGAAAUUUUCACCCCCUUUUAUUCGCAAGAUAUAGAACAAAAGCAACAUAUUUGUGCAGUCUUGUUACAAUACGUGUGAGCGUAAAUGCUUUGAAGCACCGCGUCUGUAUCUAAAAGAAUUUAUGAUUUGGAAUCUCAUGGAGAACUAUGUGUUUCUAUUAAUUUGCAAGAAAGUAUCUUUUAAUUCUGUAAAAAACAAACUGAGAUUUUCUUCAUUUUUGGUGGUUUGUCGAGCGUUGUGGUGUAUUGCGUAUAUGAUCUUACUAAAAGAGUGAUUUUGUUUUUAGAGAAAAAAAAUAUCAAAUAAAUGAAUGUUGAAAAGCUGGA
Lytechinus pictus (painted urchin) is the source of this 7086-nucleotide messenger RNA. Its product is annotated as dihydropyrimidinase-like. The transcript has 15 exons. Gene Ontology annotation, molecular function: dihydropyrimidinase activity. Gene Ontology annotation, cellular component: cytoplasm. Gene Ontology annotation, biological process: pyrimidine nucleobase catabolic process. The record is from RefSeq and is a predicted model, not a curated record. Lineage: Eukaryota; Metazoa; Echinodermata; Echinoidea; Temnopleuroida; Toxopneustidae. Bases 1211 to 3019 code for a protein of 602 amino acids.